Molecule: messenger RNA, 1112 nt
Organism: Tupaia belangeri chinensis (Chinese tree shrew)
Lineage: Eukaryota; Metazoa; Chordata; Mammalia; Scandentia; Tupaiidae
Gene: TOMM20
Product: translocase of outer mitochondrial membrane 20
Exons: 5
Biological process (GO): tRNA import into mitochondrion; protein targeting; intracellular protein transport
Cellular component (GO): mitochondrial outer membrane translocase complex
Molecular function (GO): transmembrane protein transporter activity
Source: RefSeq, a predicted model, not a curated record
CGGAAGAAGAAGGAGCAGGCGUGGUCUUAGCUCGCGCCCCGCCUUGGACGUCCUCGGGACCUCUUACCACAGGGACCGGAAGUGGCGUGCGCGGCUUCCUGCCUUCUUGGCCGGCCGGCGUCGGUGUGAGCCGUACGGUGAGCGCAGAGGCUUCGCGGCCGACCGCUGGUGCCGGCCCAGGCGCCGUCUCGCAGUCGGCGUGGCGAAGAUGGUGGGCCGGAACAGCGCCAUCGCCGCCGGCGUGUGCGGCGCGCUCUUCAUCGGGUACUGCAUUUACUUCGACCGCAAGCGCCGGAGUGACCCCAACUUCAAGAACAGGCUGCGAGAACGAAGAAAGAAACAGAAACUUGCCAAGGAGCGAGCUGGACUUUCCAAGUUACCUGACCUUAAAGAUGCUGAGGCAGUUCAGAAAUUCUUCCUUGAAGAGAUACAGCUUGGCGAAGAGCUGCUAGCCCAAGGUGAGUACGAGAAGGGUGUGGACCACCUGACCAACGCCAUCGCCGUGUGUGGGCAGCCGCAGCAGUAGCUGCAGGUGUUGCAGCAGACGCUGCCACCUCCUGUGUUCCAGAUGCUGCUGACCAAGCUCCCGACCAUCAGUCAGAGAAUUGUAAGUGCUCAGAGCUUGGCUGAAGAUGAUGUGGAGUGAGAAACGAAUGUCAACAUAAUAAAACUGCAAUUUAAAAUACUUUAAAUAUCUUUAACUGGGAAGUUAAGCAGCUCUGGGGAAUAAGGCAAAGAUGCUUAUUAUGGACUGUCCUACGCUGAAAUCUACCAGAGUUAAGGUUUACUUUGUGUAGAUCUAUUUGUUUUAUUUAUUUUUUUCCCAGUGUAAAGUGUAUUUUGAUAGAAAGCUUUUCAUUUUAUAAAUACACUAUGAGUUACCACAAUACCAUGAAUUUCUUUUAUUCCUAAAACAAGCAGUUAAAAUGUACAUAGAACAUGUUAGGUGCCCCUUCCCCCAAAAAAUGUAGGGGACAGCUAAAUGCACAUUUUUUAAAGACAGUACAUUUUGCUAUGAAUCCAAAAAUUGUAUAGAAACUUGUGUUUAUGAAGACUGAGCAUUAAAGUUCUGAGAGAUCAUAUCUUCUCAUUUGCUCUCAGAUAUAAAUAUG